Messenger RNA from Fusarium coffeatum, 1578 nucleotides. RefSeq lists its product as uncharacterized. The record is from RefSeq and is a predicted model, not a curated record. The transcript has a single exon. Gene Ontology annotation, molecular function: glycosyltransferase activity. Bases 1 to 1578 code for a protein of 525 amino acids. Lineage: Eukaryota; Fungi; Ascomycota; Sordariomycetes; Hypocreales; Nectriaceae.
AUGUUUACCCGCACACAACCCUCAGCUACGUCAAAAUACCCUAGCCAUGACCUCUCUGAGUUCCCUGAAACUCUAAGAGGGAAACGCAUUCUUCUCUGCACGGAGUCCUUUGGUCCCGUCAAUGGUGUUAGCCGCACAACAUUGAUGCUUGUCAAUCAUCUGCGAGCGAACGGAGCUCAAGUUGCAGUGGUAGCGCCGCAUAACCAUACAGAACACAACACUUUCACUCCGCCUCCGUCGCCCACGUUGUCUCCUACCGAUAAGCAGCCUGAAGUCCGAGUCACUGGAUAUCCUCUACCUUUCAAUCCCGAACUUUCUGUUGUAUACCCGGUGCGCAACUCUACGCUAUACUCGAAAACAUUUGGCGACGACUCUCCCCCCGAUUUGAUCUACCUGGCGUCACCUGCAAGCCUUGGCUUCCAGGUGAUGCUUCAGCUACGACAGCAACCCAAAGAGAAGCAGAUCCCCGUAAUCUGCAACUUUCAGACCGACCUGGCCGGCUAUUCUUCGAUUUUGUUCCCUGCUCCUCUUAGUCACGUCGCCGUGUUCGCGUUUGCAGCUAUUCAGAGCUACCUUUUCAAUCACUCCUCAAUCAAGACCAUCUUUUAUCCCUCAAGCUUCGUGAGACGAUACUUGGUGGGCCAGAACAUUCCGGAAAACAAACUCGAACUUCUGACAAGAGGUGUCAACACUGAGCUGUUCAAUCCCAGAAUGAGGAGCGAGGAGUUGCGAAAGAAACUGGCCCCUAAUGGCGAGAUUAUAUUUGUGACAGUUUCCCGCAUCGCCGGCGAGAAAGGCUUCGGCUUCCUAGCUCAAGCGGCAAGAGAGCUUGAUGCUCGGGGACUUGACUUCAAGCUAUACAUUGUGGGCGGCAAUCGUAACCCCGAUGUGGAGAAGGAGGUGCAAGAGCUGUUCCAUCCUUUGAGGGAGAAGGGCAAGGUUGUUUUCGCGGGGUUCAAGAAUGGUGAGGACCUCGCAGCUGCUUAUGCCAGUGGCGAUGUCUUCCUCCACUGUUCCAUUACGGAAACCUUUGGCCUUGUUGUUUUGGAGUCUAUGGCUAGUGGCGUUCCGGUCAUCGCCCGUGACGAGGGCGGUCCAUCCGAUAUCGUGCAACAAGGGGAUAAUGGCUUCCUGAUCCAACCAGAUGACCUUGACGGAUUUGUGGCCAAGGCUAUGGAGCUUGGACGGGAUCACAACCUCCGGGCACAGAUGGGCCAUUCUGCCAGGGCAUACGCUUGCGAGGCAACCUGGGAGAAGAUUAACAACAAGGUAGCAUGGCGUAUGGCGGACACUAUCUUGGAUAGGAAGCAGGAACAGGCAAGCCCCUUGAGUCGCUCGUCAUCAAGUACGAAACCAUCAGCGGAGCCGCCGCUUAUUCCCAUCUAUGGGUGGCUUAUGAUGAAUGAUGCCCUUCGCAAGGCCGUGACACAAGGUGUUGUUGAUGCACGGCUGAUGGGUGGAUUAGGCGUCAUUCUCUCCUGCUGGAUGGUGACAGGAUGGUACAUGGCGUUUACAGAAUGUCUCCUCUGGGCCAAGGGACGAUGGAGGAGUGUGGAGAGGAGGUUGUCAGUCUCAUAG